AUGGUUCUCGCUACUCGUUGCGGGCAGGCUACGUCCGCCCUCCUGCGUCAGCGCUGUCUGGCGGAGUCUCGUCGCUCCGCCCUCGCUUUGCGCCCAUUCUCCUCCCAGACUACCGCUCACUCGACGGCUUCGAGUCUCAGAUUGGCCAAGGCCCCUUCUCCGUGGCGACCGCAGCAGCUGCGCUCUUUCUCUAGCGCCCUUCGUCGCUUGGCUUCUGAGACCUCCAGCGCUCCCUCCGCUGAGAGCUACCUCGCCAGCGGACUCGUCAAGCCCGGCAGCAAAUUGGUCGAUGUCAAGAAGGUCCUCGUUAUCGGUAGUGGUGGUCUGAGCAUUGGUCAGGCCGGAGAGUUCGACUAUUCCGGUUCUCAGGCUCUGAAGGCCCUGAAGGAGGCCGGUGUCCAGUCCGUCCUGAUCAACCCCAACAUUGCGACAAUUCAGACCGAUCACAAGCUUGCGGAUGAAGUGUACUACCUCCCGGUUACCCCCGAGUAUGUCACCUAUGUCAUUGAGCGGGAGAGACCCGAUGGUAUCUUCCUCUCUUUCGGUGGUCAGACCGCCCUGAACUUGGGUGUGCAGAUGAACCGCAUGGGUAUCUUCGAGCGCUACGGUGUCCGCGUUCUGGGAACCAGCAUCAAGACCCUGGAGACCAGUGAGGACCGUGAUCUUUUCUCCAAGGCCCUCAACGAGAUCAACAUCCCCAUCGCCGAAUCCAUUGCGGUCAGCACCGUCGACGAGGCCCUGAAGGCUGCUGAGACCGUUGGAUACCCUAUCAUCGUCCGUUCUGCCUACGCCCUGGGUGGUCUGGGUUCCGGUUUCGCUGCCAACCCCGAGGAGCUGAAGAACUUGUCCUCCCGCUCUCUGACCCUUUCUCCCCAGAUUCUGGUCGAGAAGUCUCUCCGUGGCUGGAAGGAAGUCGAAUAUGAGGUUGUCCGCGAUGCUGACAACAACUGCAUCACUGUUUGCAACAUGGAGAACUUUGACCCUCUUGGUAUCCACACUGGUGACAGUAUCGUCGUUGCUCCCAGUCAGACCCUGUCUGAUGAGGAGUACCACAUGCUCCGUACCGCUGCUAUCAAGAUUGUUCGCCACUUGGGUGUCGUCGGUGAAUGUAACGUCCAGUACGCUCUGCAGCCCGAUGGCCUUGACUACCGUGUCAUUGAGGUCAACGCUCGUCUCUCUCGUUCCUCGGCUCUGGCCUCCAAGGCCACUGGUUACCCCCUGGCUUACACUGCUGCGAAGAUCGGUCUGGGACACACCCUCCCCGAGCUUCCCAACGCCGUUACCAAGACCACUACUGCCAACUUCGAGCCCAGUCUGGACUACAUCGUUACCAAGAUUCCCCGGUGGGAUUUGAGCAAGUUCCAGCAUGUCAACCGCGACAUUGGCAGUGCCAUGAAGUCUGUCGGUGAAGUCAUGGCUAUUGGCCGUACUUUCGAGGAGUCUUUCCAGAAGGCUAUCCGUCAGGUUGACCCCCGCUUCGUUGGCUUCCAGGGUGACCACUUCGAGAACCUCGACGAAGUCCUGAAGAACCCCACCGACCGCCGCUGGUUGGCUGUUGGCCAGGCUAUGCUCCACGAGAACUACUCCGUGGACAAGGUUCACGAGCUGACCAAGAUCGACAAGUGGUUCCUGUACAAGCUCCAGAACAUUGUUGACUGCCACCACGAGCUCAAGGACAUCGGCAGCCUCUUUGGCCUCCAGAAGGAGAUCCUGCUGAAGGCCAAGAAGCUUGGUUUCUCCGACAAGCAGAUCUCUCAGCUCGUUGGCGCCUCUGAGGACGAUGUUCGCGCCCGCCGUAAGUCCUUCGGUAUCAGGCCCUGGGUUAAGAAGAUCGACACCCUCGCUGCCGAGUUCCCUGCUGACACCAACUACCUCUACACCACCUACAACGCUACCUCCCACGAUGUUAGCUUCGACGACCACGGUGUCAUCAUUCUGGGAAGCGGUGUCUACCGUAUUGGAAGCUCCGUCGAGUUCGACUGGUGUGCUGUCAACGCUACUCUCUCCCUGCGCAACAUGGGCAAGAAGACUGUCAUGAUCAACUACAACCCUGAGACCUACUCCACUGACUUCGAUACUGCUGACAAGCUCUACUUCGAAGAACUCAGCUACGAGCGUGUCAUGGAUAUCUACGAGCUUGAGAGCGCCAGCGGUGUUGUCGUCUCUGUCGGUGGUCAGCUUCCUCAG
Messenger RNA from Aspergillus niger, 2187 nucleotides. RefSeq lists its product as uncharacterized. The transcript has 2 exons. The record is from RefSeq and is a predicted model, not a curated record. Gene Ontology annotation, cellular component: cytosol; cytoplasm. Gene Ontology annotation, biological process: UTP biosynthetic process; 'de novo' pyrimidine nucleobase biosynthetic process; L-citrulline biosynthetic process. The annotation marks the transcript as partial. Lineage: Eukaryota; Fungi; Ascomycota; Eurotiomycetes; Eurotiales; Aspergillaceae. Gene Ontology annotation, molecular function: metal ion binding; aspartate carbamoyltransferase activity; ATP binding.